Cuscuta europaea is the source of this 689-nucleotide messenger RNA. NCBI's taxonomy places the organism in Eukaryota, Viridiplantae, Streptophyta, Magnoliopsida, Solanales, Convolvulaceae. The record is from the annotation of a GenBank genome assembly.
CACGUACACCCGGCCUGAAAAACCAAUCAAAUGGGGAAGCAAAAGGGAGUGAUUAGUAUCAAUAUGAAGGAUGAGAAAUCUCGCUCCUCCGCCUUUAAGAUCGCCGUUCGCCAGCCUGGAGUUGUGGCGGCGUCUAUCCAGCAAGAGAAGGGGCAAAUAGAGGUGGUCGGGGAGUUCGAUGCGGUGGUGUUGGUAAGUGAGCUCCGGAAGAAAUUAGGCCAAGCACAUAUUUUGACUCUGACUGAAGUGGUUGAAAAGAAGGUCGAAAAGGUGGUCGAGCCGAAGAAGACUGAAACGCCACAACCCCAAGGCUUGACAAUCACUCAUCCUUCUCCCUUUUAUCCAUACUACUGCGAUCAUCACUAUGGCUGCCGUUGUUGCAUCAGUUAUGAACCUGCCGGCUGCACCAUCAUGUAAAGGAAUUGGAACAAAGUUCUAAAUGGUCAUUGAGGUUGUAUCAGUUGUUUAUUCUUUAUAUAAAUAUAUAUAUUAACAAUGCUGUAUAUGAAUCUCUUCAUUGAAUAACCGAGUAAGUAAUUAGAUGUAUUCAAAACAAAUGUCACGAAUAUUUUUUUUGUUCAUAUAUAUACAUCGAUCAAAUAGUUAUUACAAAUACCCGUUGUAUGUAAAAUAGAGUUUGUUUUAGGGUAUGUUUGGGAGUUUGGAGGGAAUGAGAGAGGAAGACUUUG